Molecule: messenger RNA, 879 nt
Organism: Ipomoea nil (Japanese morning glory)
Lineage: Eukaryota; Viridiplantae; Streptophyta; Magnoliopsida; Solanales; Convolvulaceae
Exons: 1
Coding region: 1-879 (292 amino acids)
Source: RefSeq, a predicted model, not a curated record
AUGGAAACACCAUCCAACAUUCUCAGGAGAUCAAUCUUUACUUUUCUGCAGAAGUACCACUACUUCACCACCAUUGCCACAUUCUUAGCUUUCCCAUUUGCAGCCUCAACUCUGUUGCUGCAAUCUUUGCUCCCCUCCCAAAUCCCAAUAAUCCAUUCUCUUCUUCCUUCUUCUUCAAUACUUUUCUCCAUCCUCCAUACAAAGCUUUCUCACACCAUAGCCAUAUCUGUUCUUGCAUUCCCUUCCACCCUUUCCUCCUUUCUCUUCUGCAAAGCCUCUGUGAUUCAUGCGCUGAUGAUGAGCACCAAUCAAGAAUGCCCAUGGCCAUCUUUUUCUUGUCUUUUCAAACUUCACAUCCCUUUGAUUCAUACCCAAAUCUGCAACUCCUUAUUCACCCUCUCUUCCCUAUUCAUUGCCUUCAAUCUGGCAGAUUAUGGAUUGGGCCUUUCUUCCCUGUUUUUUUCCGCCAUUGGAGCUCUGGUUUUCUCCUUAAUCUGCAACCUGGCAUUGAUUCUAUCAGCAACCCAGAAAAGGGGAGGCUUUACUGCACUUCUUAAGGCUUGUGUUCUGAUCAAGACAAGGAUUGCCACAGCACUAUCAUUAGCCCUCCCAAUCAACGCCACCAUGGCUGCAGUUGAAGCUCUGUUCCAAUACAGAGUUGUGAGGGCUUAUCAUGAUGAUGGGGUUUUCUCAGCUGCUUUGGAGGGGUUGUUCAUUGCAUAUCUGUACGCUCUUCUCAUCGUACUCGACACCAUUGUUGCCUACUUUUUCUUCACAACUUGUGAGGAACACAAAGAUGGAAGGAAGAAGAUUGCCCAAGAUCAAUCCUUAGCUUGCAGCUGCAGGAGUAUAAAGAUUGUUGAAGGCCUUCCCUGGUGA